Molecule: messenger RNA, 1747 nt
Organism: Guyanagaster necrorhizus
Lineage: Eukaryota; Fungi; Basidiomycota; Agaricomycetes; Agaricales; Physalacriaceae
Product: MBOAT-domain-containing protein
Exons: 9
Coding region: 93-1607 (504 amino acids)
Biological process (GO): lipid modification; glycerophospholipid biosynthetic process
Cellular component (GO): endoplasmic reticulum; membrane
Molecular function (GO): 1-acylglycerophosphocholine O-acyltransferase activity; 1-acylglycerol-3-phosphate O-acyltransferase activity
Source: RefSeq, a predicted model, not a curated record
UCAAGUUUUCGGCAGUGCCCGGUCUUAAAGUAGGCAGUAAGGGGGAGUAGACGGGCUGAAAAAUCUACGACAACGACGAGACAGGAGAAAACAUGGACGCGUUCUUCGUCCCUCUUGCUCAAGCAGCUGGCGCGUCCGUUGAUCAGAUAAAGUUGAUUUCCUGUCUUUUAAUCGCGUUUCCUUUGGGUUCCGUGUUCGUUCGUAUUCCUUCGAGCAAACCCCAUCUGAAGCACCUAUACAACGUCGCCGUCACCGUCUUUUUCUUCUUGCCCGUUCUUCAGAUCCCACAUGCGUUCCUCCAGCUAUUGGGUAGUGUGGUGACGACAUAUGCCAUUGCAAAGUAUCAUACAGGGCCAAAUAUGCCUUGGAUCGUCUUUGUAGUUACCAUGGGGCACUUGACCGUCAACCACACAAUACGCUACCUCAGAGCGCAGAGUUACGAGACGAUGGAUGUCACUGGGCCCCAGAUGGUGCUGACCAUGAAGCUGACGACCUUUGCGUGGAACGUGUUUGACGGUCGGAGGCCUGUCCAGGACCUCGAUAAAUGGCAGACCUCGAAGCGCAUCCCUACCUACCCGUCCCUUGUCGAGUUCUUGGGUUAUGCGUUCUACUUCCCUGGUGUCCUCGUUGGACCUUACCUUGAAUACGUCGACUAUAUGGAGCUCAUCACCGAAAAACUAUACGAGGGUCAUGUCAAGGAGAACGCCAAGCGCAACCUUCCGGGCGGGCGCAAACGCGUCGCAUACCGUAAGAUGGUCGAGGGCCUCGUGUAUCUCGGAAUUUUUGUCUUGUUGGGCUCCAAGUAUAACUUUGCAACAAUUCUGACGCCUUGGUUCGCAGAGCAGAGGAUGUGGUAUAGACUGCUUUGUUUCCAACCAUAUGGUAUCCUCGAAAGGUGCAAGUACUAUGCUGUGUGGACUCUUACGGAAGGAGCUAGCAUUUUGACCGGGUUAGGUUUCACGGGCUACAAUGCAUCCGGCGCAUCGACCUGGACUGGUGCUGCGAAUGUUAUACCACUGGCCAUCGAGAUCCCUUCCAACUUCAAGGUCCUCUUGGACUCGUGGAACAUGAAGACCAACGUCUGGCUCCGCGAGUGCGUGUAUAAGCGUGUCACGCCCAAGGGGAAGAAACCCGGCUUUGCAAGCAGCAUGAUCACUUUUGCGACUAGCGCGUUUUGGCAUGGAGUGGCCGGUGGGUACUACCUCACUUUCAUCUUGGGUGGCUUCAUUACCACCGCGGGACGUCUUGCUCGCGCAAACAUCCGGCCGCUCGUCAUGCCUGCUGAAGGUCAAUCUACGACGCUCGCAAAGCGCAUGUACGAUUUGGCUGGUACAAUCGCCACGGCGAUGAUGGUCAACUACGUCGCUGUGCCGUUUAUGCUGCUCACAAUUAAAGAUUCCCUGGUUGCCUGGUACCGUUUGGCGUUUUAUGGGCACAUCUUGAUUUUCUCCUCCCUUGGGUUUUUCUAUGCGGGAGGGGCAAAGAUAUUGCAGGCGAAGGAGCCAGGCAAGGCUACGCCGAAUGGCAGCGGGUCGACUACACCUGUUGGUGAGAAGACGUUUACGAUGCCACCUUCGUUGGAUUCCGUCAUGCCACCCAGGAAGUAAAAGACGGAUAUUUAGAAGGACAUACCUAGAAAGAAGGAAUUUAUGCUGCGCUCGUCAGCAAAAAUCGUUCAUGAACGAAUAAAAUGUUUUGGAUACUUGCACAAUUUAUUUUGAAGCUGAAUACUGAAUAUCAGUGCAGU